AUGGCAGAUCGUGAUGGCGACCGAGAAUCCUCAGAUGGCUCCUCUCUCGAGAACGACCCCGUCGGGGAAAGCUGGGACGAGGCCAGCGCAGGUCCUGGUACUACUCCAAAGGUUCCUACUUCUUCAUCAUCCUCCAAUCCUAUAAAACCAGUUCCGCUGCAAAAGAGAAGGCGCGUCACCCGUGCUUGUGACUGUUGCCGGCGGAAGAAGAUCAAGUGUGAUGGGCUUCAGCCCUGCACCCAUUGCUCGGUCUACAGCUAUGAAUGCACAUACGAUCAACCCUCGAACAGACGUAGAAACCCGACACCGCAAUACAUUGAAGCUUUAGAAGGCCGUCUACAACGGCUUGACUCUUUCUUCAAAUCUGUAUUGCCGGAUAUGGAUGUAGACCACCCUACUUUCGAGGCAGAAACACUCCCACAGGUCCAGGAAGCAGUCAAGACCGCUAUGAACAAAUCAUUUCCAUCUGUGGCCACUCCGGAUAAUCCGCAUGAUCAGGAAGCUUUACUCGAAACGAUGGUUGAAGCUACAGGGAGGCUUGAUCUAGAUGAAUCCGGGAGACUUGAUUUCCACGGACACUCUUCUGGAUUCACCUAUCUAAACAAACUUCGGGAGCAAUUUGGGGACCUCCUGGGCCCCGAGGUCGGGACCACCACACUUUUGAGGCUGCGGCCCUUUCGCCCCCUUUCCGAACCGACACGUUCAAAUACUGGGUCUCCGGGUAGUAGCUACUUACUGGACACAGUGCCUCUACCUCCGAGAGAGACAGCCCAAGAGCUUGCCAACAGUUGCCUCGGCGAAGCACUGCUCUUGUUCCGAUUCAUUCACCGCCCAACUUUUGACAGUCUUGCCGACCGGUUAUAUUCUCGUGAUUUCGAAGAAUAUGGCAAUGAGGAGCAUUCAUUCCUACCGGUGUUCUAUCUUGUACUUGCAAUUGGAUGCGUCUUCACAAGAAAGUCUGAUAAGCUUGGUAUUUCCAAUGUUCUUGAUGAAGGGGCGAAAUAUUUUGCCGCCGGGAGGAAGUUGACGGAUAUCACGGACUGCAGAGACGUUACAUCCCUCCAGGGUGUUCUAUUGAUGAUUAUCUUUCUCCAGUCCUCGGCAAAGCUAGCAACAUGCUAUUCCUAUAUCGGUAUUGCCGUUAGUGCUUCAUUCAGGCUCGGUCUUCAUCGCAAGAUACCCUUUCCUGAUCCGAUAGAGGCUGAAAUUAGGAAAAGAAUAUUCUGCACGAUUCAGAAAAUGGACAUUUCUAUUAGUGCCCUAAUUGGGUUGCCGAGAAUGGUGCAUGAUGAAGACAUAGAUCAAGAAUACCCCACAGAAGUUGAUGACCAACACAUAACAAAAGAUGGAAUAACGCCUGGGGCUUUGGGGGAACCUAAUAGUACCUCAGCAGCGAACGCCCACACCAGGCUUGUUCAGAUCCUUGGGAAGGUUAUCAAAAAAAUAUAUCCAAUAAAAGGUCUCCAACCUAGCACAUAUGGUAAACGGGCCGGAUACAUGAUAAGUUAUGCUGUUGUACGUGGAAUAGAGCAAGAUUUGGCGAAAUGGCAGGAGGAACUACCGCCGUAUCUACGUAGAGGAGACGACUCGCCUCCUCGGUUUUUAAGACCAUUCAUACAUUAUGUCGCCCAGCCACGAGACGGUCGGGUCCGCGACGAGAGACCGUUCGCAAGCGCCGCCGCUUGUAUUAAUACAUGCCGAGAAAUAGUCCAUCUAUGCCAACAAAUGAGGGAAAACGAUAUCUUAAGUGGAGCAUAUUGGUUUUUGAUUUAUACGACAUUUUUCUCGGUACUAUCGCUUCUAUAUUUCGUACUCGAAAACAUCACACACCCAGAUGCCCCCGCUGUUUUACGGGAUGCAACGAUCGGUAAGGAUUGUAUACUGUCUCUCAAAGAUUCGAGUAUGGCGGGAGAGCGAUGUUCCCUUGCACUUAAGCCCUUGUUUGAGCAAUUGCCUAAUCGCCUUCGUGAAGGAUUUGGGAAAGCACAGACCAAGAAACGUGGUAGAGCGGCCUCCCCGGCGCCUUCACUCUCCGUUGCGGAUCAGCCGCUGGCAACUAGAGGCUUUAGUACUCAAGCAGAUCAGUCGUCAAUCAGGUCCAAUACAUUCCCUAUCACUACCUCACGCCAAGGCUCUAGGGUAGCAGUAGUGAGAACACCUGGAAACCCGCUGGACCCGGGGGCGAGACGAAGUUCGGACGACAAUUUGACGCUUGGGCAGGCUACAUUAUCCCCCACAGCCAUGACAGAAGACUCUAGGAGUUCGCUACAACAGCACCUCGGUGGAUUUACUGGAAUGCCUGACCUGAACGCCCUAAUGUUUCCUGCCUCAAAUGCGUUUGCGUACGGCAAUCAGGCAAUGAUGUUUGAUGUUCCAUUGGGCAGCGAAAGCCCAGGCGAGCAUGCAUUUAACCGGGAUGCUAGGCUAGCGCCUGGGCCAUCCCGACAAAGCUUUGGUGGAGGAAGUCCUUCGUUUGAUAACGUGGAAGUUCAGCUUUAUGGGCCCCUUCCACCUUAUGUUUAUUCAAUUGAGAACCCCAAUAAUCCUGGGUUUGAAAACACAGGACCGGCCUUUCCGAGCUUAUCGGCUCCCGUGGCCGGGACCCCAAGCACAGACCAAGACCACAUGGCAUUUGAGGCUUUCAGCCAUACCGGACAGAGUACAGACCGAGGGCAAAUGAAGCCAAAUAGCCAGUACCCAACGAAUUUAGACGAUUUUCUGAAGAUGGGAAUGAAUGAUGAGGAUUGGGAACCUAUUUUCGGACACCAACGAAUGCUCUGA
Orbilia oligospora ATCC 24927 is the source of this 2781-nucleotide messenger RNA. RefSeq lists its product as uncharacterized. The transcript has 5 exons. Lineage: Eukaryota; Fungi; Ascomycota; Orbiliomycetes; Orbiliales; Orbiliaceae. Gene Ontology annotation, molecular function: DNA-binding transcription factor activity, RNA polymerase II-specific; zinc ion binding; sequence-specific DNA binding. Gene Ontology annotation, biological process: positive regulation of transcription by RNA polymerase II; DNA-templated transcription. The record is from RefSeq and is a predicted model, not a curated record. The coding region runs from base 1 to 2781 and encodes 926 amino acids. Gene Ontology annotation, cellular component: nucleus.